AGCUGAGCAGAGAAGAAGGUUGGCCCAGGUUGCAACAUGAGCGACUACGAUACCAGCGUGGCCUUCCUGGGACAGUGGGGGCGUUUCCAGCUGAUGGUCUUCUUCAUGCUCUGUUCCACCAUCCUGCCCAACGGACUGAGCGCCUUCUCCCUGGUCUUUGUGGUGGACACGCCCAGACACCACUGCCUGGUCCCUGAUGUCAACCUCAGCCAAGACUGGAGGGAAGCUGUGAUCCCAAUGGAGGAGGUCAACGGGGAGCUGGAGAGGAGCAAAUGUCGCAGGUACAGGCUGGAUGUGGUCCGCAACCUCUCCGACAUGGGUGCGGUUCCCGGGCGGGACGUCAACCUGAGCAGCCUGGAGCAGGAGGACUGCGUGGACGGCUGGAGCUACAGCAAUGAACGCUACCAGUCCACCAUCGUCUCUGAGUUUGACCUGGUUUGCAGUGACAGCUGGAAGAAGCCGUUCACCUCCACCAUUUUCUUCCUGGGAGUUCUUGUGGGAUCCUUCUUCUCGGGAGUGCUCUCUGACAGGUUUGGCCGGAAGCCGAUUCUGUUUACAAACUUGGCUGUUCAGGCCGUGUUCAGCCUGGCGAUGAUCGCCUCGCCGUCCUGGGAGGUGCUGUGUGUUAUUUUUUUCUGCAGCAGCUUGGGAGCCAUCGCCAAUUACCUCUCCUGCUUUGUGCUGGGGACAGAAAUCUUAACGGGCAACGCCCGGGUGGUGUUUGCAUCCAUGGGCAUAUGCAUUGCCUGGGCCUUGGGCUACAUGACGCUGCCCCUCAUAGCUUACUUCCUCAGGAGCUGGAAGGACCUGACGGUGGCAAUCACUGUGCCUGCCCUGUUCUACAUCCCCCUCUGGUGGUUCCUCCCUGAGUCUCCCAUGUGGUUGUUGUCUCAGGGACGAGUGGCGGAGGCCGAGAGCAUCCUGAGGAGAGCUGCAAAGAUGAACAGAGUGGAAGCUCCGGAGAAGGUUUUUGCUGAUUACAUGAUAUAUGCAAACACAUCAGAGACAACGUCUGUGCAGCGCUACACUUUCCUUGACCUGCUGAGGGGAGGAAGCAUCGCAGCAACAACAAUCAGUCUGUCCUUUCUGUGGUUCACUUUGAGUAUGUGCUACUACGGCCUGUCCCUGAACACAUCACAACUUCACUCGGACCCGUACAUCAGCUGCUUCCUGUCGGCCGUGGUGGAGGUGCCGGCAUACAGUAGCGCUUUCUUGGCGUUGCGCUUCGUCCCUCGACGCGUGGCCGUCAUCCUGGUCUUCCUGGUCGUGGCCUUGUCGCUCUUCUUCAUUCAGCUGGUGCCUCAAAGUGUAUUGGAGGUGGCCGUAGCUUUGGAGAUGCUGGGUAAAUUCACUGUGACCGUCGGCACGUCGCUGAUUUACACCUUCACCGCCGAGCUCUACCCGACCGGUCUGAGAAACACGGCGUCAGGGACGUGCGUCAUGGUUUCCAGGACGGGAAGCUGCAUCGCACCGUUUCUGAUACAACUGAACGUCUACUUCAAGUACCUGUCCUACGUCACCUUCGGGUCUCUGGCCAUGGCGUCCGCCUUUGUCACUCUCUUCCUACCAGAGAGCUUUAGGCGGCCUCUACCUGAGACCAUUGAGCAAAUGCACAAGAGACCAAGGUGGCGAUCUGGUUCCAUUGUGGAUCAAUUGCAGACCGUGCCUGUACGCUCUGCCCAUGCGCAGCCGGGCAGCGAGGCUUCGGAUGUCAUCAAUUCCGGCCCCUCCCCCCAAUGA
Doryrhamphus excisus (bluestripe pipefish) is the source of this 1740-nucleotide messenger RNA. The record is from RefSeq and is a predicted model, not a curated record. Lineage: Eukaryota; Metazoa; Chordata; Actinopteri; Syngnathiformes; Syngnathidae.